Molecule: messenger RNA, 6022 nt
Organism: Gekko japonicus
Lineage: Eukaryota; Metazoa; Chordata; Lepidosauria; Squamata; Gekkonidae
Gene: SLC41A1
Product: solute carrier family 41 (magnesium transporter), member 1
Exons: 11
Coding region: 998-2551 (517 amino acids)
Biological process (GO): monoatomic cation transport
Cellular component (GO): plasma membrane
Molecular function (GO): monoatomic cation transmembrane transporter activity
Source: RefSeq, a predicted model, not a curated record
CUGAGGAAUAGCUCUGAAGGUGAGAGCAGAGUGAUUCCUGAAAUGUCAGUGGAAGAAUUUUUCAGUCUAGAACGGGAUAUGCUCACAGCGUAAGCCUCUCUGGGGACUUCUGUUGCUUUAAAUAAAAACCUUCAUUGCCACAUGAUGCAAGGUGAGAGAUUUCCUUUCUGAGAAAGAGGUUGGCUCUGCUCACAGCUCUCGGGAAGCCAGACUGUCUUGCAAAGAGUGUGAUGGGCAGCUGGAGAAGGUGAGAAGACCUGCUACAAGCUGCUAACCAAGCCCCUCUGAAUUUCCUGGAAUCCUAUGAAAGUAGAGCUUUCCUUCCGGAGGAAAGGACUGAUGACUCAAAAAGUUCUAUUUUUCAAGUCCUACAAAGUGGAUAAAACAGCAACUGGCUAGGAAACUAAAUUCAGAAGCUUUAUCAUUUUUUUUUUAAAAAAGCUAGGAUCCAAAUUUGCUUCAGAUUGUUUUUAAAGUUUCUAAUUUACAGUGUGCCUUUCUGGGAAAAAAUCUCUCUUCCAUCAUCUCUAAAGAACUAUUGAACUAUUUAUUCCUUGCAGUUGCUGUUAAAAAAAGAAACAUAACCAAACUAAUCUGGACCUGAAACUAAGAGGAUACAGGUCUGGGAAGAUGAUCCAGGAAUUUAUGAACCAAAGAAGUAAAUAAUCUGACCAAUUUGUGGAUUGUGUCUGAAGGAUCCUUGCCUAAGGGAGAACUGCAGGCAAGGCAAACCAGAGUGGGUCUGAUCUUGUUGGAAUCCGCUGCAGUUUCUCUGCUGGCUCUGUGGCUGGCAUCUCCAGUUCUGGAUUCUGCUUGAUGGGGGUUUUUGCUAGGGAAGCAGACCUUGCAGCUAAAGACAGAACUGUGAGUUUAGGGGGGUGGGUAUCUAUAUGCCAAAGGGCAUAUUGGCUGAACCCCCAAACAAACAAAAAACUUCUUUAGCAAUUGUCUUCUGUAGUACAUCAGCGGUUUGGGGAAGCCUUUGUAAUCUUGCAACAUGACAUCCACGCAGGAACAAAAAGAAGCUCAUCACACCAAUGGAGUGGUGCUACCCAUUGUUUCAGGGUCUAUAGACUGUCUCUCCAGCCCUGAUAGAGAGCAUCUAGUUGAAUCUUCGGAGUUUUUGGGACCUGAAGUAGUCGGAGUGGAGGUGGUGGUGAUAGAAUCUCGAGCCAAUGCCAGAGGUGUACACGAGGAGGAUGCCCUGCUGGAGAAUGGCAGUCAGACCACUGAGAGUGAUGAUACCAGCACAGACCGGGGCCCAGAGCCACGCUCUCCUCUCAAAGAGACCGCCUUUUCAAUUGGGCUGCAAGUUCUCUUUCCUUUCCUGCUGGCAGGGUUUGGGACGGUAGCUGCUGGGAUGGUGUUGGACAUGGUACAGCACUGGGAUGUCUUCAAGUAUGUGGGCGAAGUAUUCAUCCUGGUUCCAGCCCUCCUGGGACUGAAAGGAAAUUUGGAGAUGACGCUAGCAUCUCGUCUUUCUACUGCUGCUAACAUUGGGCAAAUGGACACCCCUAAAGAACUCUGGAGAAUGAUAAUAGGGAACAUGGCUCUGAUACAGGUUCAGGCAACAGUGGUAGGUUUUCUGGCGUCAAUUGCUGCAGUGGUAUUUGGCUGGAUCCCAGAUGGACACUUCAGCAUUGGCCAUGCCAUCCUUCUCUGUGCCAGUAGUGUGGCUACAGCCUUCAUAGCUUCCCUCGUGUUGGGCAUGAUAAUGAUUGGCGUAAUCAUCGGCUCUAGGAAGAUGGGCAUUAACCCUGACAAUGUGGCUACACCUAUUGCUGCGAGUCUGGGUGAUCUCAUCACUUUAGCUUUGCUUUCUGGGAUCAGCUGGGGCCUCUACAUAGAACUAGAGGAUAAAGCCUAUGUGAAUCCUCUGGUGUUUGCUUUCUUUGUUGCUCUGCUGCCCCUUUGGAUCAUCAUCGCCAAGAGGAAUCCAGCUACCCGGGAGGUUUUGUACUCUGGCUGGGAGCCAGUCAUCAUUGCUAUGGCUAUUAGCAGUGUUGGAGGUUUAAUCUUGGGUAAAACUGUGUCGGAUCCAAAUUUUGCAGGGAUGGCAGUCUUCACACCUGUUAUCAAUGGUGUUGGUGGCAAUCUUGUUGCUGUCCAGGCUAGCCGCAUCUCCACUUACCUCCACAUGAGUGGGAUGCCUGGAGAGGCCUCAGAGAUGGCUCCCCGCAAGUGUCCAAGCCCUUGCAGUACUUUCUUCAGUUCAGAUGUGAAUUCCCAGUCUGCUCGGGUGCUCUUUCUUCUUGUGGUUCCUGGCCACUUGAUUUUCCUUUACACCAUCAGUUCCAUGCGGGGUGGCCACACAACACUCACCUUGAUCUUUAUAGUUUUCUACAUGACAGCAGCACUUCUCCAGGUUUUCAUUCUUCUCUACAUUGCUGACUGGAUGGUCCACUGGAUGUGGGGCAGAGGCCUGGACCCGGACAACUUUUCAAUUCCUUAUCUGACAGCGCUGGGUGACUUGCUUGGGACAGGUUUCUUGGCACUCAGCUUCCACAUCCUCUGGCUCAUUGGAGACCGGGACACAGAUGUGGGGGAUUAAAGGCACCCUUCCUUGACUUUUUUCCACUUCCCAGUUCUUCUCCUUCCGUGACAUUCCCCCCCCUCCCCCAAGCCUUGCUGCCACCCUUUGUCUCUCUUUGAGACUUUAAGCUUUGAUACUGGAUUCUCAUUAUUUUCAAUGGGAAUUUUAUGUGGUUUAUAUUUCAAGCCAAGUUUGUACAGGAAAAAAUAGUUUUAAGAAGGGCAAAACAAAAAAGUGUAAAGACAAUCACCAAGUGCAAUUUCAUAAUUAAUGUCUAAACGAAUAGAAUAUAAUAGAAAGUGGAUCAGCAAUUCAGAUUUUAAAGAAACCCCCACUUCCCUUAUUCUUCACCCACAUGGGACACUAAGUGUAAAGGGCCACUUGUUUGUCUAUGUUUUUUUAAAUGUUUGAAAUGCAAUUCAAGUUUAUUUUGUUAUUAAAAUUGGGGCAAAAGUUCUUCACCUAACAACUGUGUUCUGAAACUGAUUAAAUGUUUUGUGGUUACUGCGUACUUACUGCAUAUCCACUGCUUGCUUGUUUGCACUAGUAGUAUUCUCUCUGAUUUGGCCACAAGCCUGACCUUCAUGCAAAUAGCAAAAUUGGAGUUUGCUGUAUAUUAUGUUCUUCCCUUUGCUGAUGAAUGAGAUCUUGAAUGGACGCUGAGUUAACCUGCAAUAUGUCUUCCUACCAUCAACCAUUUCAAAUCUGCUAAUAAGACCAUGGAAGCUGAGCUCUAGAAUGCUUGUUUAUCCAAAGUUCAGCUCUUUAGUACUGGCCAUUGUUCAUGCUGGUCAUAGAUUCACCAAUCAAGGUAUUGCCAUUUUAUAUAUUAUAAUCCUAUUCUAGUCUCCUGAAAAGGCUGAGGCCAUGUCAUUUUCCAUGCCAUUUCUCAUUGGAAAACAUGAACCUUUAAUAGAGGUUUUGGUACCAUAGAUGUACAGCCCAUCUCCCAACUGCUCAUCUCCAUUCUCAAAGGUUCGAUUUUUACCUUUUUACACAGCAACAUGUACCCUGAGUGCUUACUCACCUAUUGGCUUUUUAAAAUAUUGCCUUCUUGACUGCACUGUGUAUGGGCCACAUGAUCUACAAAGCUUUGUACUAAUUGGAAUCCAGGACACUCUGUUGGUAUCAUAGAUGCCUGGUACUAAGAGAAGUCUAAAUUUUCUGGUGCUGAGCCAUGUUCCUACGCUCUGAACUAAGAGUGCUUUGCAUCUCCCAACAGCUAGGGAACUUGAUACAAGAUACAUUAGAUGUCUGGCUUCUCUCUGAGUAGCAUCUAUUAUAUUAUUCCUAGCAUACCAUAAGGCAGUUGUUUUUGUAGUAAAGACCUUCAUACAUGUUCAUGGUUGAAAGAUCUUUACUUGUGAGUUAAGGAUUUGUAUAGUAGGUUAGGUCAACCCUGGGGGGUCUGUAACUACAGUGUCCUGAUAAAUAUAUGUGCCUGCUCUUCUGAGCUGCUAUUCCAUAAAUACUGACAUGUACUGGCCAUGUUUCUUGCCUUUGCAUUGUGCCAUCUUUCAGUUUUUGACACUAACAUGUUAUAGCGGGUCUGAGAGAACUUUGGAUCUCCUGUUGUAUUUUAUGUCUAUAGAAGUGCAUUUGACUGGCCAAAAACUGACACAAUGCUUUAUUGGGGAAAUGUUGUUAUUUAAGUCUCAUAUCCUAAGUAAGUCUGAAUAUUGGGAAUCUAGAUUAAACAGAUGUUUUGUUCACUGUGUUCUUCAGCAAGUGACCUGCCACCAGGGCACCCAUAAUUUGGAGAAUGGGUCAAACAGAUCUGCUUGCAUUGGCAAGAGAUCCCCCCCCCCUUUUUUUAGUAUAACUUGUUUGUUGAACACUGAUCUGUAGAGUUCUGACUCCCAUUCUCUGUGCUGGUUGUGCAGAUGGAACAGUUGUGUGAGCAGUUCAGUACACAUUAGUAUAAACAGCCUAAAUUGCUCCUGCUUGCAUGAAAUUUAUGAAGGCGAUCCUUUUCAUUCACCAUAGUAAUAAAGGGUUCUUCAAAGCCAUGUCCUUGUAGCCAGGAAGUCUAUGGUGCUGGAUAUUUUUUCAGUAUUAGAUUAAAUGGUGUAACUCUAAAAUUGCUGGAAUUUUAAUUGUAAGUCAUGCCCGUCUUUUGUAAGGCUUACUAUAUUUUCCAGCUGUACAAUUAGUUCCUCUUUCCUGCUUUUGCAUGAGUGGUGACAUAUUAUGUAUGUGGUUCUUUCCCAAAUAAAGGUGAAGAGAGGGGGUGAUUUGAUUAGCAACUCUGAACAGGCCCUAAUACGAUUUCUUAUUAAUUGGAUAUUGCUUUCAGAAGGUUGGCUGGCCCUACCUUGAUCGAUUAAGGACGCUGUUGCCAGCAAUAAGCACCUUGGUUCAGCCUCAGUACCAGAUGGGUCAUAAAAAGGAUUUCCCAUGCAUUAUGGGUGUAGGAUUCAAGCCUUUGGCAGUAUUGUUCAAAUUCUGAAAGCAUGAUCAAAACAAUAGCACUGGAAGGCAGUUGGUACCUAAGUGACAUAGCAAUGGCUCACUUGGACCACUGUGGCUGUAAUGCUUGAACUGGGAUUGCUUCAGAGUAUUCCUACUAAUGCUAUAGACCUUUUUUACAUUGUGGUCUGUGCAUUGCGGGUUUUGCUUAAUAUGCCCUGAAGAGGAAAUCUGUGGGACCACUAUGCUAAGGGUGUCUAUAGGACAAUCCUUCCAUUGCAAGAUGACAACAGUAAUGUGGAUGAUGAUGUCAGGGUUCCCUUACUUCUGACACUAACUGCUGAAGUUUAAUCCUCAAGAAUAGUUGAAGAGCUCCUUCAGCCACAAGAACCUUGAAAGUAUUUAGAGGUUUUGGUCUAGAAUGGACCUUCACAAAAUAACUUGCAACAUUCUGUCUGAAUUCAUGAGGACUUGAGACUUUCAUCCCAUGGCCUCCUGAAUUUCUAAAAUGAGCUUUUUCUCACCAGCUUGUGCUGGAUGCAUCUUAAAUUUUGACCGCCUGACACACAAGCUCAUGGUAUCUACAUGGAAUUUCAUGCAAGUGUUUUGUCACAUUAUUGUUCUUUCCCUAGUUAAUGUCUGUGCAUCUCAUGAAAGUGUUUAACUCUCGUGGUAUUAGUCAGAAGAUUUAGCUCAAGGUUCAGCAACUGAGUGCUUAGAGCUGCUUGGGUGAUAUCCCUAUUUUUUUUUGUCUGCAGUGGGGUUGGGAUUGGGGUAAGAAUGGGGUGUUCAAACAGAAUUUCCUAUAGAAUAAUUUUAUUCUCACCAGUUGCACUCAAAUGCAUGUGUAUUUUGAUCUGGCUGAAAGUGAAAAUGAUUGGUUUACACUUCUAUUAAGAGAAUUCUUAUUUAUAGUUGCUAUAACUGAAUUGACAAAUGCCAACUUAACUGAUAAAUUAUAUUUGGUAAAAUAAAGAUUACAUUUAUUUAUAAGGCUUCUGGUUUCUGGUUUGUUUCAGAGGAUUUAGUGACCUAGCAGUGAAGAUUUUGCUGAUAAGUUACAAUCAGGAUUUCAGUCUC